ACAUGUUUCGAUUAACCCAGAUUGCACUGUGUUUAAUUAUAGUUUCACUGACUUUCAGUCAUUUUGAAAGCAUGUAUGUUGCCUCUUCCGGGGACCCUGACAUCACCGGCACAAUAAAGGGACUGAACCGACGAAUCGCCGAUCUUCAGGUUCAGCACAGCCGCCACUAUAUCCCGCCGCUAAUCUGGGCCAAAGACCGGGGUGUCUACGAAAGCAAUAUCCGGAUCAACACGUACGGCAAGCCCCUGCUGGCUGAUUUCCGGCGGGUCGGCGUUUUCGACAACAACGCCUUCGCCACCGCCUGGGUGACGAUCUGCCUGCUGGAGGCGGGGCGAUACGGGACGGGCGCCCCGACGCCCGUUGACGAACAGAUGAAGAUGGCCCUGGAGCUCCUGAACUCGCAUCACGACAAAAACCGUCCGCCGGGAACAGGGGCAGUCGACUUCUGGUCGCAGGCCUUCAACCAGUCCAGCGGACUUUGGAUGAGUCAACCGACCAACAUCCUUUCCAUCAUCACCCUCAUGGAUGACGCUUUACCCUGGGACUUGAUGGAGGAGAUAUGCAAGAAGCUCGGCCCAUCAUUUACUGAAGUUUGCGAAUUGCUGGACUUCCUCAAAGGCGCCAAACACCAGCUUCUUCCCGCCUUCAAGAUUCCGGCAGAUUUUGACGACACCUUCGUUAACAUUGGUCUCGGGUGUCUCCUGAAGCAGCUCGGCUCCCGCUCGCCCUCCCUCUACCAGCUGUGGGAGUCCGGCAACACCGAGGCAAACACCGUCUUCCAGCUGCUCAAGACAUAUGCAUACCGCCCUCUGUCGGCAAGCUUGGCCAACCUGAUCGAUCCCCGGACUUACUACUUCGCGCGGGGGUUUCUUGAGAAGGCGGAGGAGGAAGGGAAGCCGGUAUCCUUGGCGACAACAUGGAUGGUGUACGAGAAUACGACUAGUUUUAUUGAGUGGGUUAUCGACAGUGGAACUGUGACCAGCCGGCCCGACCUGGCGCUGACUUACUACCCAUCCCGCUACAACUUCUACUGGUUCGUGGCUCGCACCAGGUUCCUCAUAGCCAACCGCCUUGCCGGCCGAGCCUUACCACCGUUCCCGUCACUCAGGUUCGUGUAUGAGCAUUUAAAUAGAGCCCUUCAGUCGCGAGUGACCAGCGACAUACUGGCAGAAGCCAAGACGGAAGGAGGGAAGUGGGCCUACUUCGACGACUUCCUGGGUGGAGCUGACGAAACUUGGACAGGAAAGCCGAAGAACAACGCCGAAGAUCGCCUCUUUACUACAUCCAUGGCUGUGAAUGCACUGAUUGCCACGUGGACAACUCAAGACAAAGCGACAAGACGGCUCUCAUGGGAAAAAGAGACUCCAGUUGGCGUGAUGCACGUGGUCCAGCAAGCAGUGUCGUGGCUGAACGAGUUUGUCCUGCGUGACGAAUACAAACCCCUCAAUGCGUUCUUCUCUGGUUCGGUAAAGGGCACCAGUACACUGCCUUUCUACUAUCCCGUCAAUUUCAUGGAGUACAUCAACGGCACCAAGAUCCCACUGAACGACACCCACGUGACCAUCGACGAAAGUCUGGUGCUGGCCAUGUCUGGUGUGGUGUCUGAGGACCAGUACGAUAAGAUGGCCAAGGAGCCGCACUUUGGGCACCGGACGCCCACCAAGUUCCAGGGCUACAACAAGAGCAUGUUCCCCUUCUGGUCUUCGGCCGCCUACACGUACGCCUCAAAUCUUCUGGCGCUGUCGCAAUUUCUCAACUUGGCAACUUAGAACUUUAGAACAAACUUUACGUACACGAUACUGUGUUCUGCGUGCACCGUAUGAGACCUUUAAUACACAAUAGUUGUCGCCCAUUACGUACACGAUACAGGACACAAUUCUUUGUAUGGUGUAGAUGUAUAAAUAGAAAUAUCCAGUCAUAGGCACACGAAAGUAAUUAAGGUGUACGUAUAAAGCGUGCCCGUACACGAAAGAAUGGAAAAAAUGUCAUAGAGGUAUCCACAGAUUGACUGUAAGGUUAUUGAGAAUGACAGUAUUAAGUGGAUAGUUGAAAAGGUUACACUUGAUGUGAACAUUUUAGCUGGUACAAUAUUUCAUUUAUAUGAAUCAUCGGCGAACGGCUUUUUAUAUCAUCAAAAACUUUCAGUGUGAUUUUACAUUAAAUAUGGCAAUCAACAAUGCAAUCCUAAAGGAAUAAUUAUGCACCGUUUUAGCUUACAAAUAAUGGACAAUGGUUUACAAUUUUAAUAGAUAUACGCAUACAAACAUCUUGACAUCUAACUCUGAAGAACAAAGAUCUUCUAGUUAAUGUUAGACCAAUGAGGACCUUUGUCAAGCUUAUGCACUGUAUUUUGUCUCCGGAAUUAAUUUCCUCGAAAUUCAGUAUUCUUGCGUUGUUUUCUUGCCUCGUUUCUUUUCCGGCCUUAAUUUUGUUGAUUCCUUUUGCCCUGCCUUUAUUUUUUACGAUGGGAAUUGGAAUAAACCAA
Molecule: messenger RNA, 2485 nt
Organism: Acanthaster planci (crown-of-thorns starfish)
Lineage: Eukaryota; Metazoa; Echinodermata; Asteroidea; Valvatida; Acanthasteridae
Source: RefSeq, a predicted model, not a curated record